CAAUUCUUCAUCGACUUCUUUGGUUUAUAGCCACGAGGUUUUUAGAAAUAUUUCAAUUUAUUAGUGAAAUAAUACAAAGAUUAAUUUCAUUUGAACAAAAUGCCACCCAGUAAUCCUUUGCCGCCUAAAGAAAAUGCUCUUUUUAAAAGAAUUUUGCGUUGUUACGAACACAAACAAUACAAAAAUGGCUUGAAAUUUGCCAAGCAAAUAUUGUCCAAUCCCAAGUUUGCAGAGCAUGGAGAAACCUUGGCUAUGAAAGGGUUAACACUGAACUGCUUAGGUCGAAAAGAAGAAGCAUAUGAGUAUGUGCGCCGUGGCCUCCGCAACGAUCUAAAGUCGCCUGUGUGCUGGCACGUGUACGGUCUCCUCCAACGAUCGGACAAAAAGUAUGAUGAGGCGAUUAAAUGUUACCGCAAUGCCCUCAAGUGGGAAAAGGAGAAUAUACAAAUCCUUAGAGACUUAUCAUUGCUUCAAAUCCAAAUGCGCGAUUUGGAAGGUUACAAAGACACCAGAUACCAGCUUUUCAUGCUGAGACCGACACAAAGAGCUUCAUGGAUAGGAUUCGCAAUGAGUUAUCACUUACUAGGUGAUUAUGAAAUGGCAAAUAGCAUUCUAGACGCCUUCCGGACUAACCAGAUGAAGGGGCCGUAUGACUACGAACAUUCGGAACUGCUUUUAUACCAGAACAUGGUGUUGGCAGAGUCUGGCCAGUACGAGAGAGCCUUGCAACAUUUACAUAAAUUCCAAAGCCAAAUUCUCGAUAAGUUAUCUAUCAAAGAAACCUCCGGAGAAUAUUAUUUGAAACUAAAGAGGUUCAAAGAAGCUGAGGGUGUUUACGAAGAUCUGUUAAAGAGAAAUCCUGAAAAUGUGAUGUAUUAUCAGAAACUUAUAGAAGCUAAACAACUUAGUGAUCCUGAUGAAAAAGUGGCCUUCUUUGAUGUUUAUAAGAGUGAGUACCCGCGUGCGAUCGCGCCGCGUCGCCUGCAGUUGACCGAGGCUCCCGCGAGCGUGUUCGAGCGGCUGGCUGACGAAUACCUUCGUCGAGGCCUCCACAAGGGCAUCCCGCCGCUCUUUGUGGACUUAAGAUCACUAUACGCAGACCAAAGCAAAGCAGACACGAUAGAGAAACUAAUCUUACAGUACAUAGACAACUUAACCAAACUGGGCACGUUUAGUUCCGACCCAAGCGAGGGCAAGCAACCGGCCAGUGCGUUGCUAUGGGCUUACUACUACGCGGCGCAGCACUUCGACUAUAAGAAAGAUACGGACCGGGCGCUGCAUUAUAUCGAUGCGGCGAUAGAACACACGCCUACGUUAAUAGAACUGUUCAUAGUCAAAGGAAGAAUAUACAAGCACGCUGGCGACCCAGUGCUAGCUUACCAGUGGCUGGAAGAAGCUCAGGCGAUGGACACAGCAGACCGUUACGUCAACAGCAAGUGCGCGCGCUACAUGCUGCGCGCCGAGCACGUCAAGCGCGCCGAGGACAUGUGCGCCAAGUUCACGAGGGAGGGAGUGCCGGCGACAGAGAACCUGAACGAGAUGCAGUGCAUGUGGUUCCAGACAGAGGCGGCGGCGGCGUACCAGCGCACGCAGCAGUGGGGCGAAGCCCUGAAGAAGGCGCACGAGGUGGACCGGCAUUUCUCCGAGAUAAUGGAGGACCAGUUCGACUUCCACUCGUACUGUAUGCGGAAGAUGACGCUGCGCUCGUACGUUGGUCUCCUCCGGCUAGAAGACGUGCUGCGGUCACAUCCCUUCUACUUCAGGUGCGCACGAGUGGCCAUCCAGGUGUACUUGCGGCUCUACGCGCAGCCGCUACAGGACGCGCCGCAGACCACAGAGCCGGAUACAGAAAACCUGGCGCCUUCUGAACUCAAGAAGCUCAGAAACAAACAGCGGAAAGCGAAACGUAAAGCUGAGCAGGAAAGCGCGUUGGCUGCACAGGUUCAGGUGAAGCGAGAGCAGCACCACAAAGCGAGACAGCAACAGGAGCAGGGCGACCCCGAGGCGCCGCAGCUGGAUGAGCUCAUACCGGACAAACUAGCCAGGGCGGAAGACCCAUUAGAACAAGCACUCAAGUUCCUACAACCGCUGCGGACGCUGGCCGCGGAUAGAAUAGACACACAUUUAAUGGCCUUCGAAAUAUAUUAUAGAAAAGAGAAACCGCUGCUAAUGCUGCAGAGCUUGAAGCGCGCGUGGCGGCUGGACUCGGCGCAGCACCACCUGCACGACUGCCUCGUGCGCUUCCGCUGCUGGCUCGACGCCGCGCCGCCGCUGCAGGCCGCCGUCGCCGCCGUCGUGCGCGCCGAGACCGACCAGGUGACAGAGAGAGAGAGAGAGAGAGAGAGAGACAGCACCACCUGCACGACUGCCUCGUGCGCUUCCGCUGCUGGCUCGACGCCGCGCCGCCGCUGCAGGCCGCCGUCGCCGCCGUCGUGCGCGCCGAGACCGACCAGAGAGAGAGAGAGAGAGAGAGAGAGAGAGAGACAGCACCACCUGCACGACUGCCUCGUGCGCUUCCGCUGCUGGCUCGACGCCGCGCCGCCGCUGCAGGCCGCCGUCGCCGCCGUCGUGCGCGCCGAGACCGACCAGAGAGAGAGAGAGAGAGAGAGAGAGAGACAGCACCACCUGCACGACUGCCUCGUGCGCUUCCGCUGCUGGCUCGACGCCGCGCCGCCGCUGCAGGCCGCCGUCGCCGCCGUCGUGCGCGCCGAGACCGACCAGGUGACAGAGAGAGAGAGAGAGAGAGAGAGAGACAGCACCACCUGCACGACUGCCUCGUGCGCUUCCGCUGCUGGCUCGACGCCGCGCCGCCGCUGCAGGCCGCCGUCGCCGCCGUCGUGCGCGCCGAGACCGACCAGGUGA
Molecule: messenger RNA, 2862 nt
Organism: Ostrinia nubilalis (European corn borer)
Lineage: Eukaryota; Metazoa; Arthropoda; Insecta; Lepidoptera; Crambidae
Gene: Naa15-16
Product: N-alpha-acetyltransferase 15, NatA auxiliary subunit
Exons: 17
Coding region: 100-2862 (920 amino acids)
Biological process (GO): N-terminal peptidyl-methionine acetylation
Cellular component (GO): NatA complex; cytoplasm
Molecular function (GO): protein binding
Source: RefSeq, a predicted model, not a curated record